Molecule: messenger RNA, 1053 nt
Organism: Lachnellula hyalina
Lineage: Eukaryota; Fungi; Ascomycota; Leotiomycetes; Helotiales; Lachnaceae
Gene: SF3B4
Product: Splicing factor 3B subunit
Exons: 3
Coding region: 1-1053 (350 amino acids)
Biological process (GO): positive regulation of mRNA splicing, via spliceosome
Cellular component (GO): nucleolus; U12-type spliceosomal complex
Molecular function (GO): RNA binding
Source: RefSeq, a predicted model, not a curated record
AUGUCUGGAGCACGGCACUGGGAGCAAGAUAAAGAGGCCACUGUCUAUAUCGGCAAUAUCGAUGAGAGAGUGACGGAUAGCCUGGUAUGGGAAUUAAUGUUGCAAGCCGGUCGGAUUGUGAACGUACAUCUUCCCAAGGACCGCGUAACGCAGACACACCAAGGUUAUGGCUUCGUGGAAUUUAUCAGUGAAGAGGAUGCCGAAUAUGCUGCGCGGAUCAUGAACCAAGUACGAUUAUACGGCAAGCCAAUUCGAGUCAACAAGGCCUCAGCAGACAAGCAAAAGACAAUCGAAGUAGGCGCCGAGCUCUUCAUUGGCAACCUCGACGCAAUGGUCGACGAAAAGACCCUCUACGACACCUUCUCGCGCUUUGGCUCCCUCAUCUCACCCCCUAAAAUUGCACGCGACGAGUCCGGACUCUCCAAGGGCUACGGAUUCGUCUCCUACUCCAACUUCGAAGCCUCAGACGACUCCAUCGCAAACAUGAACGGGCAAUAUCUCAUGAAUAAGGAUAUCAGCGUACAAUACGCAUACAAGAAAGACGGCAAGGGCGAACGCCACGGCGACGAAGCAGAGCGCAUGCUAGCAAGCCAAGCAAAGAAACACAACGUGCAACUCGACGUGCCUCAAAUGCCCGCGCAGCUGCUCAUGAGCGGCGGCGUGCCUGCCGGCCCCUCGGCAAUGAUGGAUGGCCAGCAACAGUUGGGUGGCCCGCCACCAGGUGCUAUGCCUCCUGGAUUCGGGGGCCGUAUGAAUGGUGGUGGAGGUGGAGGCUAUAAUUCUGUUCCUCCGCCUCAGCAGCGGCCAAAUAUCCCGCUCCCUCCUCCUCCUUCGGGAUUACCGCAACGACCGCCGCCUUCGCAGGCUGGAUAUGGCGGGCCACAGGACUUUCAUCCACCGGGGUUUGCCCCCCCUCCAGGCUUUCCGCAGCAGCAACAGCAACAACAGAUGCCUCCUGGGUUUAGUGGGCCGCCGCAGGGGUAUAUGCCACCUCCUGGGUUCGCUCCUCCCCAGCAAGCACAAGGGCCACCUGGGUAUGGGGGUAGAAGGUGA